Messenger RNA from Cyclopterus lumpus (lumpfish), 1532 nucleotides. RefSeq names its product 3-keto-steroid reductase-like. Gene Ontology annotation, biological process: cholesterol biosynthetic process. The transcript has 9 exons. Gene Ontology annotation, molecular function: 3-beta-hydroxysteroid 3-dehydrogenase (NADP+) activity; 5-alpha-androstane-3-beta,17-beta-diol dehydrogenase (NADP+) activity; estradiol 17-beta-dehydrogenase [NAD(P)+] activity. The record is from RefSeq and is a predicted model, not a curated record. NCBI's taxonomy places the organism in Eukaryota, Metazoa, Chordata, Actinopteri, Perciformes, Cyclopteridae. Gene Ontology annotation, cellular component: endoplasmic reticulum membrane. The coding region runs from base 111 to 1094 and encodes 327 amino acids.
CAUAGGCUGAUGUUUUUCCAGCGGAAUCGGACGACGGUAGGUGGCGUUCAUAACCGGUGUCAGAGGUUGUUCUGGUCUUCGCCUCCAGACGCUGCUCGCUCCGGUCGGACAUGGAGAAAGUUGUUCUUGUAACCGGCGCCAACAGCGGCAUUGGUCUUGCCCUGUGUGAAAGGCUGCUGAAUGAGGACAGCCAGCUUCGGCUGUGUCUGGCCUGCAGGAACAUGCAGCGGGCCGAGGCCGCCCGAGCCGCCCUCCUGACCUCUCACUCCAACGCACAUGUAGACUUACUGCACCUGGACGUGGGCUCUGUGCAGUCAGUGCUCACUGCUGCUCAGGAGGUCACAGCCAGAUACAACAGAAUUGACUUUCUGUAUCUAAAUGCGGGAAUUAUGCCCAAUCCACAAGUAGAUGUCAAAGCUUUGUUCAAGGGUUUGUUCUCCAGGAACGUCAUCAACAUGUUUGCGACAGCAGAGGGUCUCUUGACCCAACAGGACCAGCUCAACUCAGACGGUCUGCAGGAGGUUUUUGCCACCAACCUCUUCGGUCAUUUUCUCCUGAUCCGGGAGCUGGAGCCUCUGCUGUGUCUGGCAGGUCACACGUCCUCUAUCGUGUGGACCUCCUCGAGUAACGCCCGCCGCUCUGCCUUCAGCAUCGAGGACAUGCAGCACAGAAAUGGGACGGAGCCCUACAGCUCCUCCAAGUACGCAUCAGACAUGCUCAGCCUGGCACUCAACAGACACAAGAACAGCCAGGGGCUGUUCUCCUCCGUAAUAUGUCCAGGACUGGUGAUGACUAAUCUGACCUAUGGUAUUCUCCCCUCCUUCUUCUGGACCCUCAUCAUGCCUGUCAUGUGGCUGAUUAGGAUCUUCACCAACACGUUCACGCUCACGCCAUACAACGGAGCAGAGGCGCUGCACUGGUUAUUUGUACAAAACCCAGAGUCUCUGGAUCCAAGAGCAAAGUAUCACAGUUUAACGUCAGGACUUGGAACAAACUACACUCAGCCGCGACAGAUGGACAUCGAUGAGGAAAUGUCUGAGGUCCUCUAUUCAAAACUUAUGGAACUUGAGAAAGUAGUGAGAAAGAAAGAGUGAGACAAAUGCUGACGAGGACACUAAUGGACAGUACUUUUGUGAGAGAGUAAAUGUGAGUCGUAUACAGGGGACAGUUUUGCUUUUGGGACCAUUUGCACUUUAUGAUGAACAACAACAAACAUGAUCUUAUUAUUUUAAUGAUUGCAAGUUGUACCAUUGACUCGUGUUUCUUUACUGUCUGUAACACUCAAAGACCGUUCAUUUAUAGCCCAACGUUAGCUUCUAACUGUUUUCAUUCGCAUUUCAAAAAUCAUAAAAGUGUUUUUUAUUUGUGAAGAUUAUCAUGGUGAACAAAACAUGCAAUUAUCAUAAACUUGUUUGCCUCAGAGCCUUUUUUUUUCUUCAAUAUUCUUAUAUCCAUUGGAAAAGUCUGAUUGGCUUUUUGUAGGCCAACUUCUGGGGGCUGUCCUCCAAAAAUAAAUCAUCCCUGCAACAAGA